AUGACCUUAAGUUCACCGGACUUUGAUUUCACUGACAAUUCUCACAGACGCUACAACCCACUUACGGACUCGUGGGUGUUGGUUUCACCGCAUAGGGCAAAGAGGCCUUGGCUUGGUCAGCAAGAAACUCCAAGCAAUCCUGGCAUUCCCGAUUUCGACUCUGCCUGCUACUUAUGCCCCGGAAAUUCGAGAACUUCAGGUGAAAUAAACCCAACUUAUUCAACGACUUACAUCUUCCCUAAUGACUUUUCUGCAGUAAAACUAAACCAACCCGCACUUGUGACCAAAGACGAUACCAAUUGUUUAAAAAGUCGAUUGUUGAAAGCACAAUCGGUUGAAGGGAAUUGUUUUGUGAUCUGUUUUAGCCCCAAGCACAACUUGACAAUUCCACAGAUGCCAGUGCCUGCCAUUGUUGACGUGGUCAAGGCAUGGACAGAUCUUUAUCUCAGAAUGGAACGCGAAGCUCAAACCGAUAAUAAGCCAUACAAAUACUUGCAAAUUUUCGAGAACAAAGGAACAGCGAUGGGGUGCUCAAACUUGCACCCCCAUGGCCAAGCGUGGUGUCUAAGUGUGGUACCCAAUGAGGUUGACAAGGAGUUGAAAUCGUUUGAAAAAUACUCGGAAGAGCACUCGUGCCAUCUCUUAGCAGAUUACGUGACUUUAGAAUUACAAGAACGUGAAAGGGUGGUUUUAGAGAACGACUCUUUCGUGGUAGUGGUACCUUAUUGGGCUGUGUGGCCGUUCGAGACACUUUUACUGAGUAAGGUCAAGCUGUCAUCUCUUGCUGAAUUUAAUGACACGCAAAGGCACGAUUUGGCGUCGAUAAUGAAACAGCUGACUUUGAAGUACGACAAUCUAUUUGAGACCAGUUUUCCUUAUUCAAUGGGGCUACACCAAGCUCCUUUGAAUGCUACUUUCGAGGAAAAGAACAAUUCUUGGUUUCACAUGCAUUUCUAUCCGCCCUUACUAAGAUCGGCUUCUGUGAGAAAGUUCUUGGUUGGAUUUGAAUUGUUAGGUGAACCUCAAAGGGACCUAACUGCAGAGCAAGCUGCCGAGCGGCUUAGAGUACUUGACUCGGAUGCCCGCUACCUAGAGAAAAUAACUUAA
Lachancea dasiensis is the source of this 1107-nucleotide messenger RNA. NCBI's taxonomy places the organism in Eukaryota, Fungi, Ascomycota, Saccharomycetes, Saccharomycetales, Saccharomycetaceae. The record is from the annotation of a GenBank genome assembly.